Molecule: messenger RNA, 937 nt
Organism: Daphnia pulex (common water flea)
Lineage: Eukaryota; Metazoa; Arthropoda; Branchiopoda; Diplostraca; Daphniidae
Product: adhesive plaque matrix protein-like
Exons: 4
Coding region: 182-847 (221 amino acids)
Cellular component (GO): extracellular matrix
Source: RefSeq, a predicted model, not a curated record
GCGGAGAGACCGAAAUUUCCUUUUGGUCGGUUUCGUUUUCAUUGACUCAAGUCGGCGCACACGCCUGGCAGCAGAUGAAAGGCAGGAGGCGGAGUCAUCCACUAAAACAGUAUAAAAAGACGCAGAGGAACGAUGGAGAGUCAUCAGUUGCAUUCAGCUAUCGUACAACAUCUAAAACAACAUGAAGGUUUUUAUCAUCGCAGCGUUGAUGGUCGUGGUGUCCGGCCAAUCUUACAAGCCAUCCAGCUAUCCGGUAGCUCCGUACAAGCCCGAGUACCCUGCACCGGGUUACAGACCCAGUUAUCCAGCUCCUGCUUACAAGCCAUCGUAUCCUGAAUACAAACCAGAAUACAAACCCUCUUACUCUUCACCAGCUUACCCGGCCUACCCAGCUCAGCAGAACUACGACUACCCUCCCAUGCCAUACAAAUUCGACUGGGCAGUGAAGGAUGACUACACCUACAACGAUUACGCUCAUGAGGAGACCAGCGAUGACAAGGGUUACGUGACUGGCUCUUACCGCACUCUCCUUCCCGAUGGUCGUACCCAAAUCGUCAACUACAAGGCGGACGACUACACCGGAUAUGUUGCUGACGUCAAGUACGAGGGAGAUGCCAAGUAUCCUGAAUACAAACCUUCGUCCUACAAGCCUUCAUACGCUCCAGCUUAUCCUUCACCAGCUUAUCCAUCUCCAGCUUACAACAAGCCCGCCUACCCCGAGCCAGCUUACCCUAAGCCAUCGUACCCUGCUCCUCCAGCAUACAAGCCUUCUUCGUACCCUGCCCCGGCGUACAAGCCCGCCUAUGCCCCAGCCUACCCAGCUCCGAAAUACCCAACCAAGUACUAGGAAACUUAAUAUCAAAGAGAAUGCUGUGAACAAUUUGUCGAAAGAAAUUAACUUUAUUUCAAAAUAAAAUAUACUUUAGAUGUACCGUGA